AUGAAGGACGCCCAACUUCCUGAAAAUGUCGAACUCUUGCGUACACGUGUUGUCAGCGGAAGUGAUUACCCCAACCAAUAUCCUGGUAUCGACAAUGGUUUCAACCUCACCGAGUUCAAAAAGAAUUUCAAGGUCAAGAUCCAGCGUUUAUCAAAGCACAGUGUUGAAUUCGACUUAAUUGGCGUUGACGCGUCUGUAGCUAAUGCUUUCCGUCGUAUUAUGAUUGCAGAGGUUCCUACCAUGGCUAUUGAAAAGGUCUACGUUAUGAACAAUACCUCCAUUAUUCAAGACGAAGUUGUCGCACAUCGUUUAGGUUUAAUUCCUAUUAAAGCUGACCCUCUUGAAUUCGACUAUAUGACCGAAGAUGGUGGACCUACUGAUCUUAAUACACUUGUGUUCAAGUUAAAAAAGAAAUGUGAAUUCAACCCUGAAGCUGCUGCUGACGAGACUGAUGCUAAUGUAAAAUAUAUCAACAGCUUCGUCUAUUCCAGUGAUUUGGUUUGGGAACCUAAGGGUAACCAAGAAGAGAAAUUUGGUGAUAGCCCUCCUAGACCUGUUCAUGAUGAUAUUGUAAUUGCCAAAUUAAGACCUGGACAAGAGAUGGAGAUGGAAUUACAUUGUCAAAAGGGUCUCGGUAGAGAACACGCCAAAUGGUCUCCUGUUGCCACAGCAUCAUACCGUAUUCUUCCUGAAAUCACAAUUUUGGAACCUAUUACUGGUGAAGAUGCCGAAGAGUUUAAAAAGUGUUUCGUUGAAGGUGUUGUUGACGUUGUUAUGGAAAAUGGUGUGAAGACUGCCAAGGUUGUUAAUGCUCGUAAGGAUACAGUCAGCAGAGAAGUUUUACGACAUGAAAAAUUCGAUAAUAAGGUUCGUUUGACCCGUGUUCGUGACCAUUUUAUAUGUAAGUUCUAUAUUUGUGUGUGUUGCUGUGUGGGUAAUUGA
Messenger RNA from Mucor mucedo, 942 nucleotides. RefSeq names its product DNA-directed RNA polymerase. The record is from RefSeq and is a predicted model, not a curated record. The transcript has 5 exons. Gene Ontology annotation, biological process: DNA-templated transcription. The coding region runs from base 1 to 942 and encodes 313 amino acids. Gene Ontology annotation, cellular component: RNA polymerase I complex; RNA polymerase III complex. Gene Ontology annotation, molecular function: protein dimerization activity; DNA binding. NCBI's taxonomy places the organism in Eukaryota, Fungi, Mucoromycota, Mucoromycetes, Mucorales, Mucoraceae.